AUGGGCCAACUACAAGCAUCGUCUCUCCCAUCUCUGGUGAUCUCUCCUCGCACACCAUUGGAUCGGUCCUUGUUCUACAUUGAGGAGGAAUGUAAGAAAAUAUGUUCUGCGGUUGGGGGGCAACAAUCUACACUGGAUAACCAGACAGCACUAUUGCAUCAUAUUCGAAUUCGACUGGACCAACAACAACAAGUUCCCAUUUCGCAUCGAAUCGGCCGUCAAGCCAUGAAUCAUAAAGCCGAAAUCAACUUUUUUGUCAAUCAGCUUUUGCAAUUACAAUCCCAGCUACUCCGAGAAGUUCAAAUUCAUAAUCAACAAAUGAGACAACUACAAGAGCAACAAACUAAGCAACUGGAAAAUCAAACCAAAUUGUUGGAAAACAUGUGUAAAAGCAACUCUCAGCUGGCAGCCAACAAAAUGGUUCCACCAUCUCCAUUUGUAGCAGACAGUAAGAAGCGCAAGCGCACCGAAAAUGAUCUUGAUUUAUAG
Seminavis robusta is the source of this 489-nucleotide messenger RNA. NCBI's taxonomy places the organism in Eukaryota, Bacillariophyta, Bacillariophyceae, Naviculales, Naviculaceae. The record is from the annotation of a GenBank genome assembly.